Messenger RNA from Vicia villosa (hairy vetch), 1748 nucleotides. RefSeq lists its product as uncharacterized. Gene Ontology annotation, molecular function: rRNA (uridine-N3-)-methyltransferase activity. The coding region runs from base 52 to 1644 and encodes 530 amino acids. Gene Ontology annotation, biological process: rRNA base methylation. NCBI's taxonomy places the organism in Eukaryota, Viridiplantae, Streptophyta, Magnoliopsida, Fabales, Fabaceae. The record is from RefSeq and is a predicted model, not a curated record. The transcript is spliced from 3 exons. Gene Ontology annotation, cellular component: cytoplasm.
ACAAACAAAAGAGUGAAGUCUCUUUGGCUUCCAUUUGAACAUCAAAGAAAAAUGAAAAGACCACGAAAACCAAAGAAAAGGGUUUGCAAGAAACAAUGGAUGAAAGAAUGGUGGGAAAGAGAAGAAGAAGAUGAUGAAAGAGAGUUUCCGAAAUGGAUGACACAUUACUGUAGUGAUCACCAAAUACUUUUGGUGGGUGAUGGCGAUUUCUCCUUCUCCCUUUCCCUCGCUAAAGCUUUUGCUUCUGCUUCAAACAUUGUUGCUACUUCUCUCGACACCUAUGACGAGGUUAUCAAGAAGUACAAGAAUGCAAAGUCAAAUCUAGAAGAUUUGCAGAAGCUGGGAGCAUACUUGUUACAUGGAGUUGAUGCUACAAAAAUGAAAUUUCAUCCAGAUUUACAAAUGCGAAGGUUUGAUCGCAUAAUAUUCAACUUUCCUCAUGCUGGCUUUUACGGGAAGGAAGAUAACUUAAUGAUGAUCAAGAUGCAUAUGGAUCUUGUGUUUGGAUUCUUCAAGAAUGCAACUCACAUGCUUAGGGAAAAUGGUGAAGUUCAUGUCAAUCACAAAACUACUCCUCCUUUUGAUACCUGGAAAAUAGAGAAGCUCGCCGAACAAAGCUUUCUGAUGAUGAUCGAGUGUGUUGAUUUCAAGCAAGAAGAUUAUCCAGGUUAUAACAAUAAGAGAGGUCAUAGAUCUCGAUGUGAUGACCCGUUUCCUCUUGGUAAGUGCAGCACUUUCAAGUUUAUAUACAAUCCUAGAAGUAUGAAAGACCAUUUGAGGAGAAAUCAUAUGGAGGCUUCUAGACAGCAGAUGACAACAAAUAUUUCAUUUCAAGAGAUUCAGAACAUGGACCGAUUUCCAGCUCCAGUUGGUCUCAAUUAUCAUCCUCGAACAAGACUUCCAUUUGAAGAGAUUCAGAACAUGGAGCGAUUUCCAGAUCCAAUUGAUUCCAAUUAUCUUCCUCAAACAAGACUUCCAUUUGAAGAGAUUCAUAACAUGGAACGAUUUCCAGCUCCAGUUGAUUACAGUUAUCAUCCUCGUACAAGACUUCCAUUUGAAGAGAUUCACAACAUGGAGCUAACAAGACUUCCAUUGGAAGUGAUUCACAAUGUAGAGCGAAUUCCAGCUCCAGUUGUUCUCAAUUAUCAUCCUCGAACAAGUCUUGUUCAAAAACCGAAUCAACUUGAUUACUACCCUCUGACAAGUCGCUUUCCAAAAACAGAUCAACUCGAUCAUUAUCCUCAGACAAGUAUCUUUCCAAAAGCGGAUCAACUCAAUCAUUAUCCUCAAAGAGUUGCUUCUUCUGCUGACUAUUAUCGUUAUGCCCGCGAUAUGACACAGGACACUCAAAGAUUGCUACAACCAACGGAGUCAAGUUACAACCAAUCUUCACAACAGUGGCCGACACCAACUAAUUGUAGACUCGGUUUGACAGAACACCAUAGAAGAACAAUGGAUGUUGCUCCUUCCAUGCCACUUGGAGCUAGAAAUGAUGGCUUUGAAAGAAGCUCAACAUAUUUGCAAGAAGAACUUAAUAGAAAUGCUCAGAGGUCAAGUGAUUGUUAUGAUAUAGCAAGGCAUGAGUUGGAGAGGUACAAUGCUGAAGUUUCUAGGAGAAAUCUAUGUUAUGCAAUGAAUAUGUAGAUGCUACAUAGAAGGAUGAUACUUUGUUACAUACUAUAGCUAGCAGCUAUAUGUAGUUGUGAAACUGGUGAUUUUGUUGGCAACAUUCAGUUUAUGUUGAUCUU